Molecule: messenger RNA, 1361 nt
Organism: Exophiala oligosperma
Lineage: Eukaryota; Fungi; Ascomycota; Eurotiomycetes; Chaetothyriales; Herpotrichiellaceae
Exons: 2
Coding region: 39-1253 (404 amino acids)
Biological process (GO): mitochondrial translation
Cellular component (GO): mitochondrial small ribosomal subunit
Molecular function (GO): structural constituent of ribosome
Source: RefSeq, a predicted model, not a curated record
GUUCCGACAGCCAAUAUUGUAAAUUCAGUGAGUCCAUCAUGGCCACUCCAGGGCGACAUCUAUGUCGCACACUGUACCAAGUAUCCAGACAGAUACCUGUGAAACGAAAAUGCCAACCUCAAUGGCUCGUCCGCAAUCAAAAUGCCACCACUUCUUUCCUCCGACCUCUUUCGACCACCUGCGCUCUGCGAGCGGAAGACUCUCGGCGGCCUCCACCGACCUCUGCUCAAUUUGAUGAGGACACUCUCGAUGACAGUGAAGACCCGGAGAAACUCGACCCCAGUGAGUACCUCACGCCUCGCUCGCCGAUCACCGUGGCGGAUCUCGGCCCCGAAGAGCGUGCGGACUACGACAUGCUUUCCAAGGCCGACCAGGAGGAAUACCUGGCGCUGCAGAACCACUACGAAGCCAUGUUUGAGUCAGCCGAGGCCGAGAGUGCGCUCGAUGGUGCGGUGGACGACGUCGACCGACAGGUCGAAAAGGAAACCGAGUCGCUCGAUUUCCCCGACAUCGCGACGAAACCGUCCCUCUCCGGCUUCUGGACCGACGAGGAGGACGAGUUUGGUCAAUACGACGAAGAACCGGCCUGGGACGACUCGGCCAUCACAUCGGUGGCACACAGUGAAUUGGAAGUCCACCGUGAGAUUAGAGAGUACACGAGAGUGAUAGCAUGGGAUAUGCCGUUGUUAAACCAAUACGCCAAAGAAUUCAAACCACCUACACAAGCCACCCCCCUCAGAUUCCGGUACACGACGUACAUGGGUGAAGUUCACCCGGCGGCGAAGAAGGUGGUGGUUCAAUUCUGCACAAAGGAUCUGCCGAACCUCACGGAGGCGCAACGAAUGAAACUGAUUAAACUCGUCGGCGUGCGAUACAACCCGGACACGGACAUGGUGAAGAUGUCGACCGACAAGUUCGAGGCCGCCGCGCAAAACAAGCGGUACCUGGGAGAUUUGAUUAACAAGCUCCUCGACGAGACGAGAAACGGCAAGGACACAUUCGAGGACAUCCCGCUCGACAUGCGGCACCACAAGUCCAAGAAGAAGCACUGGUUCCCCAAGAAGUGGAUGAUGAAGCCUGGCAGGAUACAGGAGCUGGCGGAGGUGCGAAAGGAACAACAGAAGCUGCUCCUACAGUCCGGAGAGACUGGUGCCGCUGCCCUCCCCGACGGUCGGCAGGCGGUUCAGAGUUACGUUCGAACGCUGGCGCAGAGCAAUUGGGGAGCAGAGGCACAAAGGCAAAGGACAUUGUAGAGGGAGAGGACCUUUGCGCUUUUGGACGUGUAAAAACAUUUGAAACAUGGAACUUGGACUCGAGCCUUUUGUAGAAAAAAGAAAUCUAUAUUUUCUCUGAUUCAGCAA